Branchiostoma floridae (Florida lancelet) is the source of this 1080-nucleotide messenger RNA. Its product is annotated as protein NipSnap homolog 3A-like. Lineage: Eukaryota; Metazoa; Chordata; Leptocardii; Amphioxiformes; Branchiostomatidae. The transcript has 5 exons. Gene Ontology annotation, cellular component: mitochondrion. The coding region runs from base 52 to 531 and encodes 159 amino acids. The record is from RefSeq and is a predicted model, not a curated record.
GUGGGAGUGCGGUAAGUGGGACCCGUUCUGGAGUUGAACCAGGUGGUUCAUAUGUGGGAGUACGACGACUUUGCCCACAGGACGGCGGUGGCCAGGACGCGCUCUGCGCACACGGGGUGGAUGAGCACGCUGAACAAGCUGCUGCCCACGAUCGAGCACCAGGAGAACGCCCUGCUGCUGCCCAUGCCCUGGAGCCCGCUCAAGUACCCAGACACGCCCGGAGGUCGGUAUGAGCUGAGGUCCUACCGGAUGACCCCGGGGGCGCCCUGGCAGGAACCCUUCAGGAAGACUAUCCAGGCUCGCGCCGCCUUCAGGUACGCGGAUCUGCUCGGCGUCUGGAGCAGCGAGUUCGGAGAGCUCAACAGGGUCUACAUGCUGUGGCACCACCAGGACCUGGACCAGAGGAUGCUGGGAAGGGCCAGGGCUGCCCAGGACGCCGCCAUUGUAGCAGCUUCCCGUGAGAGCGCGCCAAACCUGGUUCAUCAGUGGUCCAAGAUCCUCCUGCCCAGCUCUUUCUCACCCAUGCAGUAGGGACCGGUGACAUCAACAGCGUCUUUACAGCUGUGAUCUGCAAAAACACGACUGGAUAAUUUUUAGACAGAAGUGUGGAUCAGUCUUAUUGUCUUCAUUUGUUGUGUACUUUGUUCUUAUUUCGGGUGCGGCAAUUUUCGUGGCUGGUUUUAGCCAAAAUAAAUAGUGCGCACCGCUUGAAUAAUGAGCAAAAGGGCGCAACAUGCGUGGAAAAGUAUAUAGACAGGCAAAAAAGCCGGAAGGUUACAUGAUGGAUUCCAUGUGGGCGCCAUCGACCAUUGCCGGAAGAGGGAAUCACCAAAUAGGCUGUACUGUGGAGACUUCUCAAAGGAUACAAACCUCUGGGGCAUUCAUCAGGUCGAUUCAAUGUGGUUAAGAACCUUUCUGUAUCUUAUAGUUUACACCAUGACUACAUUAUAUCAUAAGCAAUGUACUGACGAGAGGCAAUAGUCUAAUUGAAUAUUGUUGAUAGUUCAUAUGCUCAGUGAAAGUAUGGUUAAAAGUCUUGUAUUGAUAAUUAAAGAAAAUAAAGACUGUUACUAAAUCAUA